This is a messenger RNA of Zymoseptoria tritici IPO323, 1038 nucleotides long. RefSeq lists its product as uncharacterized. The transcript has 3 exons. The coding region runs from base 1 to 1038 and encodes 345 amino acids. NCBI's taxonomy places the organism in Eukaryota, Fungi, Ascomycota, Dothideomycetes, Mycosphaerellales, Mycosphaerellaceae. The record is from RefSeq and is a predicted model, not a curated record.
AUGGCGGCAUCUCUGCGACCUCCAAGCGCUGGAGGGUCGACUGUCGGAGUAACAGAUCUUGGCAAACAUUGUGAGACGAGCUGGGAUGGCCUGAGCGGUAUGGGAAACGUCGAUACCCAGCUCCCUCGGCAGCCUGCUUCCCAAGUCUUUAUGCAUCGAACGCCGUCUCCUCGCCUCCUCUCCGCGCCAGCAGAAUCUCGAGCGGGAGUACUAUAUCCCGCUCAUCCCGUCCACUAUCCCUCUCCCAACUCCACCCUCCCUCCUAUCUUUAUGCAAACCCCUUCUCUCUCCAUCCCCCUUACUCCCUCAACUCUCCUCCCCUACCUUCGCAACCCCAACUCAAACCAAGAAAUAUACCAGCACCAUCCUAUCCUUCCUCCCAAACUCGAUGUACCGAUCUCUCUCCGAGUCCAGUGGGGUCCAAGUCGACGGCAGAAAGGCAUCUUGUACGGGACUGAGAUCCAGAGGGAUGUGGAGAGCGAGGGUACGGAGGAAGAAGGGGAUGAGUAUGGUUGCCGUGGAGGUGUAAUGGGUGUAGCGAGCGUUGUGUUGCUAGCAUGGGGUUCUGUGACGGAAGUGUUAUGCGGCAACUCCCGCAAAGCUCUCAGACCACUCGACAUCACCACCACCAACCAGCACCACCACACCAACAACACCAACAACACCAACUCCUCUCUCCUCAAAAUGGCCCCACCCUACGCCUACAUUCUCACCCUCGCCCCCGGCCUCGUCGCCGACGACGUCGACUACGUCGUCAUGAAGGUCAUCAGCAUCCUGGAACAGGCUGGUGCCGUGGGAGCGAGGGACGACCCCCGGCAGGUGGCGGAGGAAAACCGCGACGAGCACGGAAAACUGUGGUGGGUCUUCAAGAUCGGAAAUCAGUUGGCGGAGGAGGUGAGGGAGCAAGUGGAGGAGGUGGAUUUCGUGUGGGGGUUCAAAGGACAGGAUUUUUGGACAGAGGAGGAGAUGGAUGAGGCUGGGGAGGUUGGUGAGGAGAGUGGUGAAGAGGAGGAGGACGAUGAGGAGGGUAGACAGUGA